Molecule: messenger RNA, 5071 nt
Organism: Halichondria panicea
Lineage: Eukaryota; Metazoa; Porifera; Demospongiae; Suberitida; Halichondriidae
Exons: 26
Coding region: 96-4886 (1596 amino acids)
Biological process (GO): cell communication
Cellular component (GO): membrane
Molecular function (GO): calcium ion binding
Source: RefSeq, a predicted model, not a curated record
UAGACAAAGCUCAGAUAAAACAAGUGCUGUUUGCAAGCUAUACCAUCCACCAUCAAUGGUCAACUGAGUCACUAUCCACUGAACCCCAGUGAAGGAUGCAUCUCAGUCAUGGAGCCCACUUGGUGAUCAGGCUACUUUUUCUCUGCUCUGCUGUGGAGCAUGGAUUCUCACAAUUAUGUUACAACGACCCUAAUUAUCGCUGUCUUGAGAACAGUGUAACGGAUCGUGAUGUACCUAACCCUAGUACAGAGUGUUGUACUAGAGGGAGACUGUCCUAUACUCGGUUAGGAUCGGACGUAUGUGAGGUAUGCUCAGGGAAUGCUAUUUGCUACUCGGGUGGCAACCCGACUUGUAGUGGUUCGCUCAUAGGCACUGGUAUUGGCUCCAUCCACGACUGUUGUCUCAUAAACCCUAAUGGAGGAAACUACUUUCCGAGUUCUGGAGUUUGCACUGCAUGCAGCUUAUUUCAAGCUCAGUGUUUUGCUGACAAUAGUUGUAACGAAGUUAUUACCGAGUUGAGUGGCACACCCACUAACUCGUUUAUUAGCAACUGCUGCGAAGGACCCGGCUCCUCCUACAAUUUCCGAGGACAAUGCUACCCAUGUCUUGUGCUUGGUUGGUUUCAACAGUCUCUAAUAGGAGAAGAGUCGAGUCAGAACUACUCUGUUUCUCUGGGUUACAUCAAGGGAAGUGGACCGGAUUUCAAUGCUAUGAUUAUGGCCAAUGGAGUUGCAGUUAAAGAUCAAGACUUUUCUCUUGGUUCCGACAUAGUGACACUAUCCCCCAGUGGUCAGUCUUCUCUCUCUGUGUCCUUGCUUCAGGACAAUGUGGCACUAGAAGAACCAGUGGAGAAUGUCACCCUGACGAUUGUACCAUUGUCACCGAGUGAUGUUGCAUCUAACGCUGUAUUUAAGAACGAGCUAACUCUGUCAAUCAUCGAUACUGAUGAGUUGGAAAUUGGCUUCAGCGAAGACAGUUUUUUUGGAACUGAAACCGAGGGUAGUGUUACCAUGACGCUAACAAAAAGUGUCCGUAUUGCAAACCCUGUGACGAUCACAGUUGAAUCAUUCACCGUUGCCGGGGCAACUAUAGCAGGUCACGCUCUACCUCCCAGCUUACCGCCUGAUGACAAUCCUCUCUCUCCCAACAGAGCAAGAUUGAGCCCAGAGGACAGACGAGAUUUUAACAGUACUUCACUCUCUGUCAUCUUUCAACCUGACGAAAUAGGCGACGAAAUAUCAACAGUGUCUGUUUCAGUACCGGUAGUGGAUGACGUCAUUGAUGAGGCUACGGAGGUGUUUGUGUCAACCAUUAUAGACGUACAGGCCUCACGGAGGGAGGUGGUCAAUACUACUCGCAUCUCUACCCUUGGCAAUAUCCGAGACGAUGAUGAUAUCAGGAUUGGCUUCCAGAGUGAGACGUACGUGUUCACUGAGCCAUCUUCUCUGAUGCAAGUAGAUGUGCUUCUUCAGAAAGAAAAUGGAGCCAUAACUGAACAAACUUAUCGUAUACUAGUGAAUAUCUCCGACAGUGUACAACUCGAGUCAGCUACUCAGGGUGACGAUUAUAGUGUCGCUUCAAACCCCACGAUCUUGGAAAUGGGACCGGAACAAGAGACAGUUUCGUUCCCGUUCAGCCUGCUCGCCAACGGCUUACCUGAAGUGACAGAGGGAUUUUCAGCCAUGUCCUCCCCUGAGGGAUCGUUGCAGUACUCCCCUCCCCUCACACUGUUCGCCACUGCCAGAGUGUCCAUCCAGGAUGAUGACCCACUGAUUAUUGGCUUCGAGAGCGCAUACGAGGUGGAAGAGAAUGUGGGAGUGUUCAACGUGUGUGUGAGAGCGCUGAACGUACUCGAUACGGAGCCCCUCCCAUUCUUCGUUCCAAUUCUGCUGUCUACGGAGUCUGGAACAGCUGGUGAGAGUGACUAUGUGCCACUUGAUUCUGUUCCUCUCACUCUGGAUAGUAACAACAGACGCAGCUGUGUUGAAGUGAAUAUCAUUGAAGAGGAUGUUUUUGAACAGAACGAGGUCUUUUCUCUUGUCCUUUCGCUGGACGAAUCGAGACCUUUCGACCCAAUGCCUGUAGACAUCAUAUUUUCACCUGCUCCAGUCACGAUCCUCGCAAAUGACGAUAUGUGUCGUGUCCUGGCCCUGCUGCUAAACGGAACCAUCACAUACUUUCCCGAACCAGCUGACCCGUUUACAGAAGUGGGUACUGUGGCAACGCACAGCUGUGAUGAAGGUUUUGGCCUAGAAGGAACGGUGACACGAACGUGCCAGAGUGGAACAGCUUACGAUGGGAGCGCACCAACCUGUGAACCCCUGUGCCCCGACCUGGAGCCUGUGGCAAAUGGAAGGAUCAGUUACACUCCAGAUGAUGAUGGCUUGUUCAGUAAUGUGGGUACCUUGGCAACGUACAGCUGUAACGUGGGGUUUGCUUUGAUGGGAUCAGAUAGUAGGGAGUGUUUGGAGGGAGGAGUCUGGAGUGGAGCCACACCCACCUGUGAAGCUCUUUGUCCCGACCUGGAGCCCGUAACCAAUGGAAUUGUCACUUACUCUGUUGACAUGGUUGCUCCAUUCAGAGAUGUGGGUACCGUGGCAACGUACAGCUGUGAAGAAGGAUUUGGUCUCAUUGGAUUAGAGAGCAGAGAAUGUUUGGAGGGCGGAGUCUGGAGUGGGGAAACACCCACCUGUGAAGACAUUAACGAAUGCUUGAUUGACAAUGGCGGUUGUGAACAUGCGUGUACCAACACAAUCGGCAGCUUCUUUUGUUCCUGUAGAGGAGGAUUUGUGCUAGACAGUAAUGGAUUCAACUGUACAGACAUCGAUGAGUGCUUGACAAACAAUGGAGGAUGUGAUCAACUAUGUACCAACACUGAGGGCAGCUUCUUCUGUUCAUGCUUAGAUGGAUUCGAACUGGACAGUGAUGGAUUUAGCUGCUUAGACAUUAACGAAUGCUUGACUGACAAUGGCGGAUGUGAACAGAUCUGUACCAAUACUGAGGGCAGCUUUUCUUGCUUCUGUGACAGUGGGUACAACCUGGACAGCAAUAGACUCAACUGCACAGACAUUAAUGAAUGCUUGAUUCAAAAUGGCGGAUGUGAACAUACGUGUACCAAUACUGAGGGCAGCUUUUCUUGCUCCUGUUACACUGGGUUCAUCCUGGACAGCAAUGGAUUCGACUGCACAGACAUUAAUGAGUGCUUGACUGACAAUGGCGGAUGUGACCAAAUGUGUACCAAUACUGAGGGCAGUUUCUUUUGCUCAUGUGACACUGGGUACAGCCUGGACAGCAAUAGACUCAACUGCUCAGACAUUAAUGAGUGCUUGACUGACAAUGGCGGAUGUGAACAGAUCUGUAACAAUACUGAGGGCAGCUUUUCUUGCUCCUGUGACAGUGGGUACAACCUGGACAGCAAUAGACUCAACUGCACAGACAUUAACGAAUGCUUGACUGACAAUGGCGGAUGUGAACAUACGUGUACCAACAUUGAGGGCAGCUUUUCUUGCUCCUGUAACACUGGGUUCAGCCUGGACAGCAAUGGAUUCGACUGCACAGACAUUAAUGAGUGCUUGACUGACAAUGGCGGAUGUGACCAAAUGUGUACCAAUACUGAGGGCAGUUUCUUUUGCUCAUGUGACACUGGGUACAGCCUGGACAGCAAUAGACUCAACUGCUCAGACAUUAAUGAGUGCUUGACUGACAAUGGCAAUUGUGAUCAAGUCUGUACCAACACUGAGGGCAGCUUCUCUUGCUCAUGCUUAGAUGGAUUUGAACUGGACAUUGAUGGAUUUAGCUGCUUAAGCCUCACAUGCCCCGAGCUGCCUCCUCUACCUAAUGGAAUGAUCGUGUACAGUAUGCUACCUCAUUUUAUUGGCUCAACGGCUACGUAUGCUUGUGUCUCUGGUUACGUACUGGUGGGCGGUGCUGUACGUGUUUGUCAAAACGAUAACACAUUCAAUGGAAGUGUCCCUACAUGCAGAAUAGUUGUAGUUAACAUGUCCCCUCGAGUCAACGACACUGCCACCGGAGAUCCCGUCAUGACAGUCCCCCUCUACGUUCGCAAUAGCACCGCCUUCCCACAACUCCAAGACAACCAACUCAUGUAUCUUUGCUUCGAAGUUCACGGAGAAAACGAUAGCUACUUCAACCUCGUGUCCGACUCAUGUGUGUCUGUGAACGGUCACUAUAUCCAACCCCAUCCUCAACUUGGCUAUAAUAUAAUUAAUGCAAUUUCAGUUGUAGCGCCCGAUUUGCUUCAGGCUUGUCACAACAUCAGUGUAUCAGCGAGUGACUGCAGUGCAAGCAUUGAUGGAACUAUCCUUGAUUCGAAUUACGCUAGAGAUGGGAUUUCCGUGAGAUUGUAUCGCAAUCGAGUGCGAAUUGGUGUACCUAAUUGUCAGAAUAUCGAUCUUGUGAUGUGGGUGUUUUGUGAUCAGGGUGUUUUCGUGGGUGACCCGGACUUCGGUGAACCGGAUAUCACGAUUACAGUGCCAAUGAUUCGUUUUGUGAUAGCUCGUGGUUUCAACAUCAGAGAGUCGGCUCACGGCCUUUUAGGACAAUUCUGGAACGUACCUAUCAGUCUAGAGACCUAUACCGGCUCGCUAACAGACGGAACGACACGAGACAAUACCUACAUCAUGACCAUUAAUUAUCCGGGGCAACCCCCCAGGCAAUUCUUAUCAAACCUGGACACACCCACUUGGGACAUAAAACGCAGCGGAUACUGUCUCUACUCAGGCAAUAGUCAGGGAGGUAGCGUUGCCGAGCUCGUAACCCCUAACGACCCUGUGAUUGAGGGAAUGUAUACCGACUAUGUAGUGGACGAAGCUUUCGGAUAUGAUUAUCUAUUCUCUCAUUUCGAUCAAAACGAGUGUAGAAGGUAACAUUUUUAAAUACUUACUGUUUGUAUUAUUUUAUUUGUGUAUAUGAAUAUAGGUACGUACACAAAUUCGUAUGCUUGAAAUUGACACACAAAAGAAGUACCUGUCCUCGUAAUGUUUUCACAGAUCCAUGAUAUGAUGAUUGCAUGUACAUGUACAUGUUUUGAUAUAAUUGUGAAUUCCGAUAA